Molecule: messenger RNA, 3095 nt
Organism: Rana temporaria (common frog)
Lineage: Eukaryota; Metazoa; Chordata; Amphibia; Anura; Ranidae
Product: NACHT, LRR and PYD domains-containing protein 3-like
Exons: 11
Coding region: 35-3082 (1015 amino acids)
Cellular component (GO): cytoplasm
Molecular function (GO): protein binding
Source: RefSeq, a predicted model, not a curated record
AGUGACUAUGAAGUGGUGACCUACCUAGCUAGUCAUGGCAGCUUCAGCUCCAGGAGGCUCUGAGGCUCUUGAAGAAGCUACUCCUGGGGAUGUCCUGUUUGAUACACUUGAGGAUCUCACCAAUCAAGAUUUUAAACGAUUUAAGAACAAGUUAUCAGAUCUCUCUUACCAGGGUGGAAGACGUAUACCACGCGGACGUCUGGAACAUGAAGACCGCGUUGCUGUAAAGGACAUUCUCCUAGAUUUUUAUGGCGAUAAAACAGCUCUAGAGGUGACUGUACAAGUUCUCAAAGCCAUUGGACUCAAUGGCAUUGCAAACAGACUAGUGGAACAAGUUCAAACUGACAUGCAGCUUCUUCGAAUAUCAUCAGACGAAUGUUUAGAAGAAUGCAGAGAAGAUUAUAUGCAUCUCCUGAGGAAUAAUUAUUCAACUUUCGAGGAAAGAAAUGCUCGCUUAGGAGAGGUGGUUUGUUUACAGAGUAGAUACACCAGACUGUUGAUUAUAAAGCAACAUCGUAACGAAGUGGAGAGAGAUCACGAAAUCCGGUCUUCUGGAAGGAGACACCUACAAAUAAUGGACAACAGAUCUUCUCAAGAGUAUUCCCCAACUGAUAUCGACCUUUUGUUUUCCCCUGAUGAACAUAGGGUUGUAUCCAAGAUUGUUGUUCUGCAAGGUCCAGCAGGUAUUGGUAAAACCAUGACCUCCCAUAAGAUCAUGCUUGACUGGGCCUCUGGAGAUCUGUGGAAAGAAAAGUUUAACUUUGCGUUUUAUCUGAACUGUAGAGAACUUAACACCAUCACCACAAACAUAAGCCUAGCCAAGUUUCUUUGCCGAGUUUGUCAUUUAGAUUACGAACAAGGCCUUGUUAUGUCAAUCUUCAGAAAGCCUGAGGACCUUCUGUUUGUCAUUGAUGGCUUUGAUGAGUUCACAUGUUCCAUAGAGAAGAGAACUGGGGUCUGUGAAGAUCCUUUUCAAGAGGUUCCAGUAGAAAUCCUUCUGAACAGUUUACUUAGAAAAAGAGUACUCAGAGACUGUUCAAUAAUCAUCACCACAAGACCAUUCUCACUGAUGAAUCUUCGGGAACUUAUUAGACGCCCUCGUUGUGUGGAAAUUCUGGGGUUCACAGGAAAUGACCGCCAAAAAUUCUGCUACAAUUUCUUUAAAGACCGCUAUCAAGCAAACUUGGCUCUCAGUAUUAUUAUGGACAAUGACACCAUCUUCACCAUGUGCGCUGUCCCGAUAGCAUGCUGGAUCGUAUGUACUGUAAUAAAACAGAAAAUUGAAAAGGGGGUUGAUGUUGUAAAUAAUUGCAAUACGACUACAUCCAUUUACCUCCUCUACCUUAAAAGUUUAAUAAAGUAUCACGCUAAAGGAUCCGACCGGGUAAUUACCUGUGUCAAAAAGUUAUGUGCAUUGGCUAACGAAGGAGUUUGGGAUCAGAAGAUCUUGUUCGAAGAAGAAGAUGUUCAAAGACACGGACUUUCUUUAUCAGACGAAGAGUCUGCAUUUUUGAUCCAAAACAUUUUUGUCCAGGAUGUUGAUAUUAAAACCUGCUACAGCUUCAUCCAUCUGAGCGUCCAGGAGUUCUUUGCUGCUCUGUACUAUGUGCUGGUCGAUGACUCUGAAAGACAACUUGUCUAUACUGCCAAUAAAUGUACCACCGUCGGCCAAUUGCUGAAGACGUCAGAAGAAAAUUCUCACCUGGACCUAACUGUACAGUUCUUGUUCGGUCUCGCUGGUGAUAUUCACCUGACAAGAAAAUGUCUAGGUUGUCCGAUAUCGUUCAAUGAAAAGUCUGUUCUAGAAACGUGGCUUAGAAACAUUGGCUUUUCUCAUUCUUGUAAAAUAUUCAGACUCUUGUAUGAAACACAAGAUGUCAACUGGGUUGAAAGGGUUAUGUCUCUUUUCCCCAACAUUGACAUUAAGUCCCGUGACUAUGAAUACAGGCUCAGCGAUAUGGAUUACAGAACGUUGUCAUACUGUUUAAAAAACAGCUCAAUCAAGCAUACGAUUAAACUUACACGAUGUGUGAUAAGGCCAAAGGCGCAAUCAAUUCUAGCUGCAUCUCUUCAGAAAUACUCAAAGCUUUGGUUUGAACAUUGCAGCUUUCCUGACCAAGAGGAUAAUGAACAAAAAAGGAGAGACAAAUCCAGCAUCUCCAAUCUUUUCACAUCCCAUUGUGGAAUAAAAACACUUGUGAUGAGGAACUGUGGCCUGACCUCAUCAUGCUGUGAAGACCUCCUCUCUGUGAUCUCCACAAAUCGAUCGGUGAUCAGAAUUGACCUGUCAGGGAAUAACCUACAUGACUCUGGAAUAAAUAUUCUGAAUGUGGCGCUGAGACGUCGGAGCUGCACCAUACAAGAGCUGAAGUUGGAGAAAUGUGGUCUCACAUCAUCCUCCUGUGGCUACCUCUGCUCAGUUAUCAGAAACCCAUCUCUGAUCACCCUGGAUCUGUCACGUAAUGACCUGCAGGACCCUGGAAUAAGAUGUUUAUGCCGAGCACUUGGACAUAUUCGUUGCGGCGUGCAAAAUCUAAGACUGAAUAAAUGUGAUCUGACCUCAUUCUCUUGCGGUGACCUGUGCUCCAUAAUUACAAACCGAUCUCUGAUCAGCCUGGACUUAACAAGUAAUAAUCUACAGGAUAUUGGGAUAAGGCGUCUCUGUGAAGGACUCAAAAAUCCAGACUGUACCCUGCAGGAGCUCAGAUUGAGAAAAUGUAAUCUGACCUACUCCUGUUGUUAUGAGAUUCGCUCCGCUAUUGCUGCCAACCGCUCUCUGAUCAAGCUGGACCUGUCAUUCAAUAACUUGAUGGACUCUGGAAUAAAACUGCUAUGUGAAGAACUGAGAUCUCCAAGCUGCACCCUGCAUGAACUAUGGUUGGAGCAAUGUGGCCUGACCUCACACUGCUAUGAGGAUCUGAAAUCUGUCAUUACAACAAACCUACAUCUGACCACGCUGCACCUGAGCACUGAUAAUCUAAAGAACAUGAAUAGGCAAUUUCAGGGUCUCAAGCGCCCCACUUCUUCUACACAAGAACUGAGAGUUCAUUUUGGACCGGAAACCAUUAUUUUUUCACAGUGAAGAUGCAAAGGCC